AUGGGCCAACCCGGCCAGCUCAAAUCCGCCCGAAGAUCCAUUUGCCGGACGCAGGAAAACGACAACGUGUUCGUCUCAAACAAAUGGGACCCAUCCAAGAGGCUUAUGUGGCCAGAGUCGCCAGACGAUGGCGAAUUGACCAGUCAACUUGAUUCUCAAACCGGACAGAUGAACUGUAGAACACGUGUCGGCCGUCGAAUGGGCCCCGGAAUCAGAAAACCCGACUGCGGCGGAGAAUGUGUCCGUCAACUUGAGAAGUUGAGUAAAGAAGUAGAAAUGGUUGGGAAGUAA
Molecule: messenger RNA, 291 nt
Organism: Linum trigynum
Lineage: Eukaryota; Viridiplantae; Streptophyta; Magnoliopsida; Malpighiales; Linaceae
Source: the annotation of a GenBank genome assembly